CAUUGGGGUCCCACAUGGGACCUCAAAAGUAUACAAAGUUACACCCAUGAAGCGAGCCAAUGAAUUGGAAAAUGCACGGGAUAUGAGAGAAGCAGCCGAACUGGAAGCAAGACUCACCGUAGCAGCUGAAAACCAGCUGGAAAUGGAGAGACAGAAUGACUUCAUCGGGGAAAAAGAAGACAAUCUGUGCAGUCCGAAGAAGAUGGAAGGAACGCAAUCAUCUUCUACAAUUCCGGCUGUUGCUGUCAGUGUUAACCAAGUCCCCGCCAUUGCCGAGGUGGUUCACCGACCCGAUGACUCCGCUGGCGCUAGCUGCGGCUUUCUGAGAAAUCUUCCGCGGCUCGAGCUAACCAAAUUUAGUGGUGCUCCGGGAGAAUGGCCACGGUGGUUUGCUUUAUUCCAAGCCCUGGUUGGCAAUCAGGCAUUCCUGUCGGAUGCAGAAAAGAUGGCGCAUCUGCAGGGUGCUGUUAUUGGUCCGGCGCAACAAACUAUUGCUGGCCUGCUGUAUGAUGGUCGACUUUAUCAUUCAGCACUGACUGCACUUCAAGACCGGUACGGCAGGCAGGAAGACAUAGUGCAUGCAAAUAUGAGAACGGUAUUCUCCUGUCCACCGCCCACCUAUCUCGACCCUGAGUCUAUGGAUCGGUUCCAUGCUGCCGUCCACUCGGCUGUGUCAGUGUUGAAAAAUUUGGGAUACGAGGGGGACUUGUUUAGCACGGAGAAUCUUCGCAACAUAGUCCGAAAACUCCCAAUCGAAUUAAAGAAAGAAUGGGGACAUUAUGUACUGGAACUUGAACCGGCCAAACCGAAUUUGCUGCAUCUCGACGAUUGGUUACGGCGCCAAGUAAGAGUGGCCAUGAAUUUUGCAACGGUGACGCCAGAGGAAGAGCUCAGUAGGACACGAAGGCGUGACACCAAAGUAGAACCUAUUCGAAGGACCACGCUCAUUACGGAAGUUGGAACCUCCGGUAGCAGUUGUACAUCAUGUGGAGGUCAUCAUCGGGUGGAUUCAUGCCCCCGUUUUAUGGAGAAGGAUGUUAACCAGAGGAUAGAGUUCGUGAUCACAUCAGGAGUUUGUUUCUAUUGUCUAAAGGAGGGACACAGGGCUCGGCAUUGCAGAAUAGCGAAGCAGUGUGGCAUUGAUGGCUGCAGAAUGAGACACCACCAUUUACUCCAUGGAAGUCGCCGGGUCGGACGCUUCGCUUCGCCAACCGAAACGAGCGAGACUAAACAAGAGCGUGAUGUAACUGGGGCCCGAGUAGUUGCAGCUGCAUCCAAAGCAGAUCACGUCACUACACUGCUGCAGGUCGUUCGGGUGAAGGUACUGGGGGAACAAGGACGCUCGAGAAUCGUCAAUGCCCUCCUCGACCCGGGAGCCCAAACAUCUCUUUGCUGUGACGAGGUUCUCCGGGACCUACAGAUAUUAGGCGAAAAGCGGGACCUCCAGCUGCUGACAGCCGGGGGUCGUGAGACAGUGCAGCGCGCCCAGAGGGUGACUUUAACGCUCAUUCCGACUACCGAAAUGUGUGCACGCCCUAUACUCGUUCCCGAGGUAUUCUCAGUCCCUGACUUGCAUGUCCAGGUUCCGUGUCUUGAUAGGUGUUUGCAAAGCUGGGACCAUGUACGGGAUCUUGAUGUAGCUGGUUAUAACGGUCAGAAGAUUGAGCUGCUUCUGGGCGCCAAUAUUAUUGAAACGGUGAUUCAGCAAGAAGCAAGGGUUGGCAAACCGGGAGAGCCUGUUGCUAUCAAGACGGCGUUUGGCUGGGCGCUCGCAGGAAAUGUGCGGAGCUUCGUCCCGGAACAUGUGAAGCAAGUCAUGUUUCUGCACAAAACAGCUUUACAUGGAGAACACGAUUUUCUUCAAGACUGGUGGAGCACGGAAUCUUUCGGAACGAAGCACGGAACCGAGUUCCCCACGUCUGCCGAAGAUAGAAGAGCGUUGAGAAUUUUGGAAAGAACAACAAAACUAGUCGGAAACCGCUAUGAAGUUGGAUUAUUGUGGAAAUUCAUGACUUCCGGUCAUGGAUCGCGGAGUUACACCAUCUCGAGAACAUUCGCAUCCCUCGCUGCUAUAAAGCGAAUCUUUCGACAGAACCUACUGCGUACGAGCUCCACGUAUUUUGUGAUGCUUCGGAGUCAGCUUUCGGAGCAGUGGCGUAUGUCAGAAUGACAACUCUGAUUCCAAAAGGUGAGAAGGCAGCCACGUGCGCCUUCAUAAUGGCAAAGACAAGAUUAGCACCCCUAAAGCAGCUUUCUAUUGCACGGUUAGAACUUCAAGCGGCAGUGCUGGCCUGCAGGCUAGCCGCGUCCGUCAAGCGAUCUAUGACGUACAGAUUCGAUCGCUCCUUUUACUGGACUGACAGCAAAAUUGUGCUUGCAUAUAUACAACAUGAGAGACGUCGCUUUCAUACCUUUACAGCAAACCGUGUUUCAGAAAUUCAUGAUCUAUCAGACUGUGGUGACUGGCACCAUGUUCCUGGACACCUAAAUCCAGCUGACGCCUGCUCACGUGGUGCCUCAGGAGCGACACUCAGUGAUCUUCUUUCAUGGUGGGAGGGUCCAGACUUCUUAAAGGAGACCUCGACGAUGUGGCCAUCACAGACCAGCCCGCCGUCGCACCUCAGUUGUUCUGAUCCGGAGGUGAAGAAUUCACAGCAUGUUCUGAGCACUCAAGUACACCAAACAGUGUUGCCCGAUCCAGUUCGCUUUUCUUCAUGGCUCGAAUACACGAGAAUAGUGGCUUGGGUAAACAGGUUCAUGAACAACUUAAAGGCUGCUGUCAAGGGGGAAGAAAAAAUAUUGACUUCACUGAACGGCGGUGAGAUCGAGGCUGCUAUCAUAUCAAUUAUCAAAGAAUCACAAAGGAAGUGUUAUAUGAAAGACAAAGAUGCACUAAAUUCUAGCGGCUCGGUGGGGUCGGCGAGCCGGUUAUUGGAUUUAUCGCCUUUCUUGGACGACAAUGGACUCCUUCGAGUUGGCGGUCGCCUCUCGCACGCUCCUGUCCCUGACGCAGCUCGCCAUCCAAUAAUAUUGAGCAGUGGCGAUGAAGUGACUCGCCUGGUCGUACACGACGCUCAUAGACGGAUGUUGCAUGCUGGAGUGGAUCAAACACUGAGCGCGCUUCGCAGUCGAUACUGGAUCCCAAGAGGCAGGGCAACUGUUCGACGCAUGCUUCACGCAUGCGCCUUCUGUCGCAAUCGGAGAGCGAAGCCCUGCCAGCCGAAGAUGGCAGAUUUGCCGCGCCAUCGAUUCCACGCGACGCGUCCCUUCAAAGCUGUGGGCUUGGAUUUCUUUGGCCCAUUACACGUUAAAAAAUUUAGGAAGAUUGAAAAGCGAUGGGUUCUUCUCAUAACCUGCCUCAGCACCAGAGCGAUUCACCUAGAACUGGUGGAGUCCAUGGACACUGAUAGUUUCUUGAUGGCUCUAAGGCGCUUCUUCGGUCGCAGAGGCAGGCCUUCCGUUGUCUUCUCAGAUAAUGGGUCAAAUAUUUCAGCUGGCGAGAAGGAGCUGAAGAGUCUCACCGAACAAUGGAAUCAGUCACAGAUUAUGGAAAAAUUGAGCCAGGACCAAAUCGAAUGGCACUUCAAUCCUCCCACAGCGAGCCACAUGGGUGGAGUGUGGGAACGUCUAGUUGCUUCUGUGAAAAGAUCUCUGAGAGUUGUGCUGGGCAAUCAAGUUGUCUCAGGAGAAGUGCUAUCCACUGUGCUGGUUGAGGUUGAAAGUGUUCUCAACUGCAGGCCAAUAACAUACUGCAGCGGUGACGCAAGAGAUCCCGAGCCUCUAACACCCAGUCACUUCUUGCUUGGCUCCGCAGAGUCGGUUUUACCUCCCGGCAUGUUCAAUGACUCGGAAUUACUGAGUAAGAAGAGGUGGCGACACGCUCAAGUCCUCGCGAACCAUUUCUGGCAAAGGUGGAGGAAGGAAUAUCUGCCUACACUGAUUCGCCGCGGAAAGUGGAACAGCGAAUCUGAGAACCUUCAAGAAGGGGACGUUAUCCUCAUGGUGGAUGAUCAAGCCCCACGGGGGUACUGGCCUCUGGCGACUGUCACACGCACCGUACCAGGCGAGGACGGCCGAGUCCGUUCGGUGGAAAUCAGAACUGGAAGCGGUCUGACGUACCACCGACCAGUCAACAAAGUGUGCUUCCUUGAAAGACUUGAGUAAUUUCCUGGCUUCAACGAUGCAUGACUGCCAAGAAAGCUAGUGGUUCUUCCUAACACCCUUUCACUAACAUGUACACGUAAGCGCUGAGAUAGGUAUGUUCACGUACCCAUUCCUCUGCAUAUACUUCCCAUAUAGCCUGUGCAGCCCACCAACUGAUCGAUCACCCAACUGCCCGCCCGGAGCACGCAUGGACCUGCAUGGGCGCGGCGACUGCGACGCAGCCAGCCGGCAGCUGGGACGGAGAGGCACGGCGCCGGCACCACGAGGGCUGCUCACGGGAGGACCUAGCAAGAUUGAGCCGGUGGAGGAGCUGACUGAAUGCCGCCGCUGGUACCUGCUAGCAGCCGGCGAUGACUGCUACGGACUGUUAUGGACAGUUAUCACUGGAUGUGGCCCCUCAUCGCCACCGAAGUCCGACUGGGCUGCUGCUGCUCACUUAGGGAGGGGUGUCCCUCUGUUCCCGUUCGGCUGUUAUCGACUGCAGCAGUCGGAUGCCGGACAUGCUUGGACAUGCCGGACAUGAACAUAGAACACUGGUGGAUAAGCACUACAGAGUGACAUGUGUUAACGAUUGGACAAUGCAUGGUUUAAGUGGCAUAUCGCGUUCCUGCGCAUGCGGAACUCUGGUGGGGGACAAAGGCAUGCUUGCUAACGCGCGAGGAUAGCUUUGAAAUUUUACUGACAACGUUUUUGUAUGUUCAUGAUAAAAAUUAGCACGGCUUGGAAAGAAUGUAGGCAAAUGUUUCAGUUUAUAUUGCAUUUACAAUGAUGUAAUUUAAGUUGAGAGUGGCGAGAAAAUGAAUGGAAUAAGUUGUACCUAUAGCCGAAACGAUCGAUCGAUGUCACCGAACCGAAACGUCACCGAUAUGAACCGAGGUCAACGUUUGAAACCGCUAAAUACAUCGUGGAUCAGGGCU
Amphibalanus amphitrite is the source of this 5081-nucleotide messenger RNA. RefSeq lists its product as uncharacterized. The transcript is spliced from 2 exons. The record is from RefSeq and is a predicted model, not a curated record. Gene Ontology annotation, molecular function: nucleic acid binding; zinc ion binding. NCBI's taxonomy places the organism in Eukaryota, Metazoa, Arthropoda, Thecostraca, Balanomorpha, Balanidae. Bases 47 to 2170 code for a protein of 707 amino acids.